Messenger RNA from Owenia fusiformis, 1155 nucleotides. The record is from the annotation of a GenBank genome assembly. Lineage: Eukaryota; Metazoa; Annelida; Polychaeta; Sabellida; Oweniidae.
AUGAUCACUAAAAUCUUCUAUUCUCCUUGCACUUUCGAUUUGAUCGAAAAGAAACCCGGAAAUGACCCAUAUAUAUUCGUACUCUAUUAUCGGCACCUAUCGGAUUACGUUAAAAAGCAAAACAUUCGUUUCUAUUAUCAACUGAAAGAGUAUCCAAGUCUAAUUUCCCUGACAAGUAUGUCAUCGCAUGAUUACGAAGGGGAACAAGCGAAAGAGCCUACAGAUGAUGAGAAAAUCUACCAACAAGAGCUCGAAUGUGCGAAACUCGUAAUCUACGAUAAUGAUGAGUGUGAAUUUGUUGAAGAUUGUGAAGGGAAAACAAUUAAGUUAUUCUAUAUAGACGGAGUGCCACAGGAAACAGUAUUUCACAGUACUUUGCAUAAUGAUGCCAGGACAUUUACAGCAAAUGCUGAUGAUGUAUGGGUCAUGUCCUGGCCAAGAUCAGGGUCACACUGGGUCUGGGAGAUCACUCAGCGAUUAUUACAUGGUAUUGAUAGCUUUGUCGGACCCUUACAGAAAGAGCUGAGUGUUUUUGCCCUGAAUACCGUUGGCAUGAAAGACAUUCGUCGGCCAAGAGUUAUAUCAUGUCAUCUUGGGCGUGAGUUUGCUCCAGUGGACAUCUUUAAGAAGGGGUCUAAGAUGAUCUACCUUGUAAGGGACCCAAGGGAUGCAAUGGUGUCUUGGUACAAGUUUAUACAGAGACAUGAUGGCUUUAAGUAUGAUGGCACCUGGAAUGGUUUCCUUUCACUUUACUUUCAAGAUAAAAUACCAAGAGGCACAUGGGAGAAACAUACUAAAGGUUGGCUACAAGAAUCGAGGAACAACAAAAACAUAUUUUUCCUGAAGUAUGAAGGCUUAAGACAUGAUCCUUUAAAAUGGAUCAAGGAGAUUGCAUUGUUUCUUAGACCAGGCGAGACAUACAGCGAGACAGAACUUAUGAGGCUUAAAGAGAAGACAGAUCUUUCUACAAUGCGGAAAAAUAAUGCUACAUACGAGCCUUACCACAAAGAAGGUGGACUGGGCACUCAAUAUGAUAAAGGAAGAAUAGGAACAUGGAAAGACUGGUUCACAGUUGCACAAUUAGAAGACUACAAGAGACACUACCAUCAAUACAUGGAUGACGUGGAUAAUUCUGAUUUGGGAUAUAUACAGUAA